UGUACCAAGUACAAAAAUAGCUUACGGCGCUCCCACAGUGAAGUCGCUAGUUGUUCUAUUACGAGAUUUACGAGUAAAUGACAGGAGAAUAUUGCUGGUGAGGGAGAGCCUUUACCCCAGCACUUGAACAAAAUACAGUAUAUGAUAAUACUUAUCACCUACAUGAAUGUAGAACACGGUAGAAAUGAUAAAUUGUGAAACAAGAAACUUUAUCAAUAUAAUUUAUACGACAUCGAAAAAGUCUUGGUCACAACAAUGUGAAAUGCAAAGCAGUUGAUUAUAAAUUCUUUCUUAAACCUCUAACUAUGUUAAGUAAAUAUUGUGAAAUCAUUGUUUACUAUGAUGUAAUAAUGAUGACACCUGAAGGAAUAAUGCGAUUACAGCUUUGUCACGCUUAAACAUUAUACAAUAACCGCACGAACUUCACUCAGUUUUACGAGUUGAUAAGCCGGCUGUUAUUUUUAUAUUAGAACGUAACGUCGCAUCAAAACACAUUGGUGUAGAUCAGUGGGUGCUUCACUAAAAUAAUGGCCAAGAAAUUACCAAGUGUCAUGAAGGCGGUAGGCCUUUAUAAAUAUUUACCAAUUUCCGAUGUGAAUAGUCUUGUCGAUUUACAAGUGAGUGUGCCGAGUGUCCAAAGAAACGAAGUGCUGGUUGAGGUGAAGGCCACAGCUGUGAACCCAAUAGACACGAAGUUAAGAGCUCCCAAACCAGAUGUGGAAGCAACACCGCGAAUAUUAGGGUUGGAUGGAGCAGGUAUUGUGGUGGCAAAGGGAGAUGAUGCCACUACUUACAAUAUAGGAGACGAGGUCUUCUUUGUAGGAGACGUGAGAAGCAAGAGUGGCACGAACGCUCAAUAUGUGGCUUUGGACGAAGUUCUUUUAGGACCGAAACCGAAAAAACUGACGUUUGAGCAGGCAGCUGCCAUGCCUCUCACGGCAUAUACCGCAUUUGCUUGCAUCUACGAUAGGUUGCAAGUAACAAAACAAGAUAAAGGUAAAGCUAUCCUGGUCAUCAAUAGCGCUGGAGGCGUUGGAUCUGUAGCUACUCAAGCAGCUAAGAACUUGGGUCUUAAUGUUAUUGGAACAGCAUCGCGCGCUGAGAGUAAAGAGUUUACGCGAAAGUAUGGUACCGACAUUGUUUUGGAUCACACCAAGGAUCUGGCAACGCAAUUGGAGUCUGCAGGGUAUGGGGCUGGAGUUGAUUAUAUUUUGGUAAAUUAUGAUCCUGUUCCUUACUGGGAUACUCUACCCAAACUUAUUAAGCCUGAAGGUCGAAUUUGCCUUGUCACAGAUGCCAGUACUCCAGUUGACAUUAAACUCUUGAAGGAUAAAAGCGUGACAUUGGUCUAUGAAAUGAUGUUUACAAGAAUAAAGUACAAUACUGACAAGAAGUACCGAUAUUCUGAAAUAUUGAAAACAGUAUCAACAUUGAUUGAUGAAGGCAAGCUAGACUGUACACUUACUAAGACGAUGUCGCCGAUAAAUGCUGCCAACUUAAGAGAAGCACAUAAGAUCAUUGAAGAAAAGAAAAUGCUGGGAAAACUAGUGUUAUCUGGAUUUUAAAUACCAAUUUAUACAAACAUCAGUUGUUUCAGCCUAAUUUUUAGGACAUGGUUUUUUACUCUGGAUGUGAGAAUAAGUUAUUUUAGAUAAAGAAUGCAUUUCCAGUUAUUAAAUUGUUGUUUUAAUAAUGAAUUAAUUCUUUUAACUUAAUGUAGGUACACUGCUCAAACCUUUGUAAAUUAGUCUGGAAAAAUUUCAGUGUUUUUCAUGUUUAUUAAUCCAUGCAUCUUAUUUUGUGCAGAAUGAAGCCAUUUAUUUAAAAAAAUGACUUCCAGAAAUCUAGUUCUCUUUCAUUAUCAUAUUUUAAUAAUCAAA
Molecule: messenger RNA, 1880 nt
Organism: Ostrinia furnacalis (Asian corn borer)
Lineage: Eukaryota; Metazoa; Arthropoda; Insecta; Lepidoptera; Crambidae
Product: zinc-type alcohol dehydrogenase-like protein SE_1777
Exons: 1
Coding region: 528-1565 (345 amino acids)
Molecular function (GO): oxidoreductase activity; zinc ion binding
Source: RefSeq, a predicted model, not a curated record